CAAAAUAUUUUUUGUUUUACCUUGAAGGGGAAAAAAAACCCAUCUAUUAUAGUAGUUCUUUUUAUCUUCCUCUAUUUUCAGCAUUACAAGGAGCAAGAAAUCUUCACUACUUGAAUCUAAGAAAAAACAAUCUCAGCGAUGGAAGUAUGAGAGUAUUAUGUGAAGUAAGGAAUCUUCGGACAUUGGAUUUAAGUUAUAGCAAUCUCAAUGUGGAACAUAUACCACAUUGUCCACAACAAAAUCAUUCUUCUUUGGAAGAACUCAUUCUAAGUGACACUUUUGCCACCAAAGACUCGGAUGCUCUUCUAGAAGGAUUAAUAUGUAGAUGGAAGAAAUUUAAACGGUUGGAUCUAAGUAUGAAUGAUCUCAAUGAUGAAAGAUUACCCUCUUGCCUAUUGCAUAACAACCCUAUGCUCGAAGGGCUUGAUCUGUCAUCGAAUAAUUUAAAAGGUUCACUUGGAUUCUCAACAGGACCCACUAAUGGUGCUACUUGAGCAAGUUGGGCCAAGUUUUUACAAAAGCUAGACCCAGCCUGAGGUUUCUUGAAUUUGGCCCUGGUCUGGCCUAGCUGGGUCUUCACUGUGAUACCCAAAACCAGCCGAGCUCAACUGAGCUCAAUCUUGGCUAGCCUAGAGACUGGCCAAGUGUGAGCGUAUGAAAGGUUCGAACUGUGGGAAUGAAGGAACUGGGAACUUCUUCUUUUUUUGAAUUUCUUUGACAUUCAAGUCUUGUGAAUUAUAGAAAUAGAAUAGGGAUAGAACAGUUUAUUUGGAUACAAGAUUGUACAAAAUGAAUUUUUUUAUUUAUUUUUUAAUAUAAUAAACACAUUCUUUGUCGUUCUAGAUUAUAGAAGCUAUAAGACUUAUCAAAGACCCAAAUUAAAUGCUUUGAAAACGAGUAGGAACAAUCAAUUAACACUUACAAUAGAUCCUACAAAAACAACUUGAAAAUAUAUUAAAAAAGAAAAAAAUUAGGCCCAACCCGUCCGGUCUGUCUUCCAAGCCGAGCUUAGCUGAGCUCUGCAAAAAUGGACCGGGUCGGCCUUGGGCUGAAGUGAUGAUAUUCCAUUUCAAUUUUGGGCCGAUCCAGGCCUGGUUGUACUCUACAUGUCAUAAACCCUUGCUUCUAUUCUUUCGUUUUUUUUUGUUUUU
This is a messenger RNA of Macadamia integrifolia, 1151 nucleotides long. RefSeq lists its product as uncharacterized. The transcript has 4 exons. Lineage: Eukaryota; Viridiplantae; Streptophyta; Magnoliopsida; Proteales; Proteaceae. Bases 147 to 494 code for a protein of 115 amino acids. The record is from RefSeq and is a predicted model, not a curated record. Gene Ontology annotation, molecular function: protein binding.